Benincasa hispida (wax gourd) is the source of this 850-nucleotide messenger RNA. RefSeq names its product photosystem II reaction center PSB28 protein (gene PSB28). NCBI's taxonomy places the organism in Eukaryota, Viridiplantae, Streptophyta, Magnoliopsida, Cucurbitales, Cucurbitaceae. The record is from RefSeq and is a predicted model, not a curated record. Gene Ontology annotation, biological process: photosynthesis. Gene Ontology annotation, cellular component: photosystem II; photosystem II oxygen evolving complex; chloroplast thylakoid membrane.
UGAAAAAGUGAUUGGAGAUUGGUGAAUGGAGAGUCUGAAAAAGUGAAUGGUUGUGGUGAUUACACACACACACACAGCUUCCCUGAUCUUCUCUUCUUCACACACCACACCAUUCUCCCUUUCUUCUUCCUCUGUUUAUUGCUGCUUCCUUCAAACCAAGAUCAAUGGCGGCUCUACAAUCUCUGGUAUCCACUUCCCAUGCUUCUCCCCAUAUGCAUCAUCAUCAUCCUUCCACCAAAGUUUUUCCCUCCGCCACACUCCACCGCAGCGCCUUCUCCUCAUUCCACGGCCGCUCUCUUUCCCUCUCCGCCGGCAACUGCCAGACGCUCACUCACCGCAACGGACGGCCCUGGAACCCCAUCCUGAUGGUUCAGCCCAAGAUUCAGUUCAUCCAGGGCACGGACGAGCAGACGGUGCCGGACGUCAGGCUGACGAAAUCACGAGACGGCACGAACGGAAUGGCGAUUUUCAGGUUCGAUCAGCCGUCGGUGUUCGACUCGUCGGCGGAGGUGGGGGACAUUACGGGAUUCUAUAUGAUCGAUGAGGAAGGAGUGAUUCAGUCGGUGGAUGUGAAUGCGAAGUUCAUCAAUGGAAAACCGGCGGGAAUUGAAGCGAAGUAUGUGAUGCGAACUCCGAGGGAGUGGGAUAGAUUCAUGAGAUUCAUGGAGCGAUACUCCAACGCCAAUGGCUUGCAAUUCGUCAAGAAAUGAAGUUCGUUUAAUCCGAAUCCGAAUCUGAAUGAAGUUUGUGGUUGUGUUUUGCCCAAUUUUGUUAUCCGUUGAAUCAAAAUCAAUACUGUGUUGAUACCUGAUGGAUGAAAGAUUUAAUUGAAGCUUUGUUCUAUGUUCUA